This is a messenger RNA of Musa acuminata subsp. malaccensis (wild Malaysian banana), 2132 nucleotides long. Its product is annotated as exocyst complex component EXO70B1. Gene Ontology annotation, cellular component: exocyst. NCBI's taxonomy places the organism in Eukaryota, Viridiplantae, Streptophyta, Magnoliopsida, Zingiberales, Musaceae. The record is from RefSeq and is a predicted model, not a curated record. Gene Ontology annotation, biological process: exocytosis. Gene Ontology annotation, molecular function: phosphatidylinositol-4,5-bisphosphate binding.
ACAGCGAGAGGUACGUCAUCCGUUACCGGUUGCUUCUCUUCCGUCCCCGUCCUCGCCUCACGCACGCGCUGAGAUCUUAGAGCGAUCGAACUGGAAAAGGGGAGAUGGAGGACUUGGAGGAUGGAGAGGAGAAGCUGAUCGCCGCCGUCCGCCACAUCGCCAAAAGCCUUGGCCGCACCCAGACCAUGGCCGAUGACAUCCUCCAAGUCUUCUCCUCCUUCGACAACCGCUUCUUCGCCCUGGACAAGACCUCCGAUCGGCACCAACGCCGCCGCGACGCCCCGACCGCCGACCCCCGCCAGUCGCCAUCUCCCUCUCCCCUUGCCUCCUUUGACCGAACCCUCCGAGCCCUCGAAGGCCAAGUAGUCCACUUUGUUGACUUCAAUCGCCUCAUCUGGUCCGACUCUGCCGACGCCGCCGCCUUCCUCGAGGCGAUCGACGACCUCCUCGACACCGCUACUGACCUAAACAAUCAGGCCUCCCCCGCCACCAAGCCACUCCUCGACCGGAUGGACCACCUCCUUCGCCGCUGCGUGCUCCGCCUCGACGAGGAGUUCCGUGCUGUCAUCGAGUCCACCCAACCGCCGGUCAAAGAUUACGACGACGACGAUGCCUACCAUGGAGGAGGCGAAGAACACAUACCGGUGGCCAACCCCGUUGACACCUACGAGAUCAUCAUCGACGCCCUGCCACCAGGAUCCGUCGCGAACCUGAAUGACAUCGCCCACCGGAUGGUGGCCGCUGGCUUCGGUCGUGAGUGCGUGGAAACCUACGCUGGCUUCCGCCGCAGCUUCGUUGAGGAGUCCGUUGCCCGCCUCGGCCUCCGCCCGCCUCCCGAGGACGGAUUCCUGGCCGCGGCCUGGGACGAAAUCGAGGAGGAGAUCCCCCGCUGGAUCGAGGCCGCCCGGAUGGUCUUCCUCAUCUUGAUCCCCAGCGAGCGCCGCCUGUGUGAGCGCGUCUUCGCCUCCCUCCCCGCCUACGCUGACCUUGCCUUCUCUGUCGCAUGCGUCCCAGUAGCUUCUGACUUUUUAUCCUUCGGUGCUGCCGUCGCCUCCGUUGACCAUGGACCGGAGCGCCUCUUCGGCCUCCUCGACAUGUACGAGGCCGUCCGCGACCUCCUCCCCGAGAUCGACACGGUCCUCUCCGACCAGUACUCCGCCGCAGUCCUCGACGAGAUGGGAAUCGUGCACAGAGCCCUGAGCGCAUCCAUCAGAAGGAUCUUCAUGGAGCUAGAGAACUUGAUCCGCCGCGACCCGGUCAAAUCCGCCGUCCCCGGCGGCGACGUCCAUCCGAUCACGCGGUACGUGAUGAAUUAUCUCGGGGCGGCGUGCUCGAGGCCGACCCUGGCGGAGGUCAUGGCUGAAGACGGCGCGAGGGUCGCCGUGCCGCUUCCCGUCCGCGUCGCGUGGAUCGCAGAUAUCCUGCUGGACAACCUGGACGCCAAGUCCAAGGUCUACCGCGACCUCUCCCUCACCUACGUCUUCUUGAUGAACAACGGGCGGUACAUACUGCAGAAAGCCAAGGGCAGCGACGUGGGGAUCAUGUUAGGGGAGGACUGGAUCAGGCGGCAGAACUCGAAGUUGCGGCAGUGGGCGAGCGAGUACCAGCGGGCGUCGUGGACCAAGGUGGUAGCGGCGCUGCGGAUGGACGGUUUGGGCGGGGCGGCGUCGAGGUCAGCGUCGGUCGCGACGGAGAAGGCCAUAAGGGACAAGCUGGGGAUGUUCAACAACUACCUAGAAGACAUAUGGAGGACGCAGGGGAGUUGGGUGGCGGUGGACGAGCAGAUGCGGGCGGAGCUGCGGGGGGGCAUUGCGGAGGCCGUCCUGCCGGCGUACCGUAACUUGGUGUCGCGGCUGCGGCAGGCAGGAGACGCCCGGUGGCUCCUGGACCGAUACUCGAAGUAUAGCGUGGAGGACGUGGAGGCGAGGAUCAAUGAGUUGUUCGAGGGUGGGAGGAGGUCCCAGUGAGCAGCAGACAGAUUGUUGGUAAGAACCAACUCAUACUGUGUGUAUAAUCUUAUAAAUGCACUUCUUGUGGUCGGAGAUGGAAUGGAGUUCAUUUUUCUUUCUUGAAUGCAGUAUGUACAUCCAUUCGAAUCUUGAAUGUUUAUAUCGUAGAAAGAAUCAUCUUUU